CAUUCAUGAUAGUAGAUGUCAAGGUUCUGACUUCUUACGGAAUAUAAUACGAAGAGACAAAAUGUUAUUUAUAUACAAUCUGAGCAUUAUCUGCCACAUUUUGUCGGACAAUUAUUAGAUUGAUCUGUACAUCUUUGAAUUUAUUUUUUAUUUUUGCACUAUAGGGUAUAAUGGAAGAUACGGCAACUAAUAGUGUAAAUACAACGGUUGAAAGUAACACCGAGAACGUGAAGCCUACUCCGAGAAAGGAUACAAAAGCGAAAGCACAACGAUCGAAAUCGUCGCAUCCUCCAACCUCUAAAAUGGUUACUGCUGCUAUUAAAGAAUUAAAAGAUCGUAAAGGCUCGUCGUUGCAAGCUAUUAAAAAGUAUAUCGUUGCUACUUACAAAGUUGACGGUGAAAAAGUAGCACCGUUUAUAAGACGAUAUUUAAAGACUGCAGUAUCAUCUGGUUUCGUUGUACAAACUAAAGGAAAAGGUGCAUCAGGAUCCUUUAAACUUUCAACUGAAAUCGCCAAGGCGAAACCUCAAAGAUCUAAGAAGAAAAGAGCUACGGAUAUAUCUGUGGAGAAAAAGAAUGCAGUAGCAAAUAAACCAGUCAAUAGUAACAAGAAAGCUAAAACCUCCCCAAAAAAGACCCCCGAGACUGCAAAGAAAUCUGUAGAUCAAAAGAAAGCUACUAAAGUAACGUCUCCUAAAUCUGGUGCUACUAAAGCCGGUGUUAAGACCAUUGUUAAAGCUGGUGUUAAAACUGCUGCAGCUGCUGCUAAUGCCGCUGAAAAGAAAACAAUGAAAAAGACGGCGGCACAAGCCAAAACUAUAUCAAAAACAAAGAAAACUGCAAAGGCACCAGCCGCUAAAACUAAAACUCCCAAACCGAAAAAAGCUACAACCAACAAAGCUACUGUUAAGAAAUAAUUCUUUAGACAUAAGUACGGAAAUGGUCCUUUUCAGGGCCACAAA
Vespa mandarinia (Asian giant hornet) is the source of this 962-nucleotide messenger RNA. RefSeq lists its product as uncharacterized. Gene Ontology annotation, biological process: negative regulation of DNA recombination; chromosome condensation; nucleosome assembly. The record is from RefSeq and is a predicted model, not a curated record. NCBI's taxonomy places the organism in Eukaryota, Metazoa, Arthropoda, Insecta, Hymenoptera, Vespidae. Gene Ontology annotation, cellular component: nucleus; nucleosome. Gene Ontology annotation, molecular function: nucleosomal DNA binding; structural constituent of chromatin; double-stranded DNA binding.